Molecule: messenger RNA, 435 nt
Organism: Lachancea dasiensis
Lineage: Eukaryota; Fungi; Ascomycota; Saccharomycetes; Saccharomycetales; Saccharomycetaceae
Source: the annotation of a GenBank genome assembly
AUGCAAGAAGCUCAUCUAUCCCGGGAGUAUUUUGGUUUUUCUCAGUUCUUCGCCGUCACAUUCUUAUUGGGUUUCAUCAUAUUUUGGUCGUUACUACCGGACCUUAGUAUCUACCAAUCUGAUGAUUCCAAGAAUGAAUUAUUCACGUUUGUACAUGAAUUGGUAAACCUUCUGCCGCAACGCGCUUGGAUUAUUGUAAUCAACUGUGUAAUACUGAUGGGUAUGCUGUUCAUUUACCUAGGAUUGUUGAGCUAUAAUGAAGAUGUCUUAACAGCUCCAUUGGACGAUCUCACAACUGUUACCGAUUCACGCGCGAAUGUCGUACCCUGUUCAACACAUGAAGAAUUUUUACAGAAAUAUGCUUUUCAAGAAACAAGCGGGGUACUAGAUGUGCCUAUAACGGAAGUUUGUAAACUAUUGUAUGGACGACAAUAG